Messenger RNA from Stylophora pistillata, 998 nucleotides. RefSeq names its product endoplasmic reticulum resident protein 29. The record is from RefSeq and is a predicted model, not a curated record. Gene Ontology annotation, cellular component: endoplasmic reticulum lumen; endoplasmic reticulum. Gene Ontology annotation, biological process: protein secretion. NCBI's taxonomy places the organism in Eukaryota, Metazoa, Cnidaria, Anthozoa, Scleractinia, Pocilloporidae.
UCCAGUGACCAAAGAGUUUGAAGGCUCAAGGAAGAAAGCGAAAGGUUCUCUGAAAGGAGCUAAAGAAAGUAACCUGUUUUUGGAAGCUAUUGUAAGGUGGAAGGAGCUCGCUACAAUGGUUUUUACUGGUUUGAUCACUGCGAUUGCAUUAACGAGUUUGGGUGUGCUAAACGUGGAAGGCACAGCUAAAGGAGCUGUGCCCUUGGAUACGCUAACUUUCGAUAAGGUCAUUAGAAAGCAUAAAGCAGUGCUGGUUAAAUUUGACAAACAGUAUGCAUAUGGAGAAAAAGAAGACGAGUUUAAGAAGUUUGCUGAGAAAGCUUCCUCUCAGCCUGACCUGUUGGUAGCGGAGGUUGGAGUGUCAGAAUAUGGUGAAAAAGAGAAUGAUGACUUAAGAGAGCGUUUCAAUAUUAACAAAGAGGAUUUUCCGGUGUACAAGCUGUUCAAACAAAAUGAUGCCACCCCAGUUGAUUUCAAAGGCGAAAUUAAUGCUGAUGAACUUGCUAAGUUUGUGAAAAGCAACUCUCGGCUGUGGAUAGGAAUGCCAAAUUGCAUUGAGAAGUUUGACAGGCUUGCUGAGGAACUUUUGAGUAGUGAUAGUUCGGCUCAUGCUGAUAUCAUUCAGAAAGCAGAAAAAUUCUUGGAAGAAAGCACAGAUGAGAAGGAAAAGUCAAAUGGGGACAUCUAUGUGAAAAUUAUGAAGAAGAUUCAGGAGAAAGGAGUUGACUACGUGGACAAUGAGGUCACCCGUGUUCAAAAACUUUUGAAAGACAAAAUCACAGAUAAGAAGAAAGACCAAUUUAAAAAGCGUUUAGAUAUUUUAACUUCCUUCCAGCACAGUAAGCAGAACACAGGCAAAGAAGAAUUGUAAUAGUUUUGUCAUUUUGCUGGAUAAUUUUGUUAGAUAAGGAACAAUGUCUUUCCCAAAGUCUUUGUAUUUGAGUUCUUGUCACCUCUUAAGGUUUAUUGACUGAUUAAAGUAUUGAUGUGUAAUUUUA